GGUGGUGCCAUCUACUGAAAACAAAAAUGGUGGCCAACGAUAUGCCCUAUCCCUGCCCUGGUUUGAUGGCACGCCAAAUGCCAGCGUUGUCUAGGCUCCUGUUUACUAUGUAUUUCCCGCGGACUGAUAUAUCCAAUUUCGAUGUGAACGAGGGCCAACGUUUUGACGCGGCCGCGCCCACAUUUCGUGUGAAAUAAGUGUGGCUGUUUCUAACCAAACAGUACGUGAUCCGAAAUCCGUCGAAUAUUUCGCACAAUUAUAACCGCACUACUGUGAAUCGUCAUGUAAUUUACCUUAUGUAAUGUUAUUAAUUGCGGACAGCCUGUCUGAUCGAGGCGUAUCAGUCCAAAGAGUAUUUAACCCUUACUUUCAUGCGGUUCGAAAGAGACAUUGUUGCAACAAUGGUACUUAAGUACACAAAUUACUAUACGAACCGGUUAUGAGCGAACAAUCGCAAACCAUGGGGUUGGAAGCCGAAAUGGCUGCGCCGUUGCAUCUGCAACGCUUGGAGCGUAGCCUUAAUGUUCAGCCCUUUCUGCAUCAAAUAAAUGAAUUGUUUCAAGAUCGUGUCAGUGAGGAUGAUAAAUCAGUCUCUUCAGACUCAUCCGAUGGAUCAGAGGCUUAUCUCAAUGACGUACUCACAAGAAAAGAAGAGGAGAGAAUUGACAAACUACGUUUAUACAAUAUGACAAACGUCGGAGAGGAACGUAGAUGGUUGCAAGAUAUCCUCCUCGGCGAUUCGUCAGACAGCUCUGCAUCUGGUUCAGACACAGAAGAUCCGGUAACGGAAGAGGACUUUCAAGACAUGUUAAAGUUUCACAUACUCCGUAAAAAAUAUCAGGGGCGGUUUUACCAAAAACCUGAGAACAUUCAGUAUCAGUAUUACGGUGCUGGGUUGCUGUCAAGUUAUGACAGAUUUCCUGAGCACCAGAAGCUUAUUGUUGGGAACAAGAAGAAGAAGGAGAAGAAACCUGAGAAGAAGAUCAUGAAGAUAAAGAAGGAAAAGGGUGGGCGACACAGAGGAUCUGAUGAGUAUCACGAACAUGAUUAUCCUGACGACGACUGGGAUCGGGCACCGAAGGACGAUGAACUUGACGAAGCUGAAUUGGAAGCCAUGAUGAGGCAUCAACCUCGUGCUCGUGGCAGGAAGAAGCAUAAUAACAAAAGUCCUGAGGUGAUGGCCAUGAGAAGACGUAAAAUCUGGAUAAUGAUGUCCAAAAAGGAGCUCGGCAAGGUUCAGAGAGCCAAGACGAACAACCAUAAGGAAAUGUUAAUAAGCUGUAAGAAAGUUGCACAGCACUGUAUGAAAUAUUGGAGGCAGAAAGCCAUGCAAUCUCAGAAAAAUAUGAAGGAAACAAUAUGGCGAGCUAAACGAUUAACUCGAGAAAUGCAAUCUUACUGGAAACGAUAUGACAGGGUUGAAAGGGAGACGAGAAGAAGGCUGGAAAAGGAAGCGGAAGAGCAGCGCAAAAUGGAUGUGGAACUGAUUGAGGCAAAACGUCAACAAAGAAAGCUGAAUUUUCUUAUAACGCAAACAGAGCUCUAUGCCCACUUUAUGUCACGAAAAUUGGGCAAAGCGUCACCAGAAGAACAACUUAGGAUUUUAAAUCAGCUUGACGAAGAGAAAAAUCCCAGAUUAGUUGGAAUCGAUGACUACGAUAGCGAGACUAUGAAACACAAAGCAAAGAAAAAUGCUAUUGAAGCUUUUGAUAGUGAAAGAGCGCGUACAAGACAGUUUGACACUGCCGCAGCGGCUCAGGAACUGCGUUUGAGCGAAACACCAGAGACAUUGGAGCAUCCGCAGCCUUCAAUUUUCAAAGGGAAUCUCAAGGGCUAUCAACUCAAGGGGAUGAACUGGCUUGCAAAUCUUUAUGACCAGGGCAUAAGCGGCAUCCUGGCUGAUGAAAUGGGUCUGGGUAAAACUGUACAGUCUAUAGCGUUUCUAUGUCACGUGGCUGAAAGAUAUUCUGUCUGGGGUCCAUUUUUAAUAAUAUCACCCGCAUCCACUCUUCACAAUUGGCAACAAGAGAUGGCGCGUUUCGUACCGGAUUUUAAAGUAGUUCCAUACUGGGGGAAUCCUCAGGAGCGCAAAAUCUUGAGACAGUUCUGGGACACGAAGGAUCUCCAUACUAAGGAAGCUUCCUUCCACGUGGUGAUUACCAGUUAUCAGCUGGUCAUUACUGAUUAUAAGUACUUCAAUCGGAUAAAGUGGCAAUAUAUGAUACUUGACGAAGCUCAGGCUAUAAAGAGCACAAGCAGUAUGAGGUGGAAAUUAUUACUUGGAUUUAGUUGUCGCAAUAGAUUGUUACUCAGUGGUACACCUAUUCAAAACAGUAUGGCUGAAUUGUGGGCUUUACUACAUUUUAUAAUGCCAACACUGUUUGAUUCGCACGAUGAAUUCAAUGAAUGGUUUUCCAAAGAUAUUGAGAGCCAUGCUGAGAAUAAAACAGGAAUUGAUGAGAAGCAUCUAUCCAGGUUACACAUGAUUCUGAAGCCAUUUAUGUUGCGAAGGAUAAAAAAAGAUGUAGAGAAUGAACUCUCUGACAAGAUCGAAGUGAUGGUGUACUGUCCUUUGACAACUCGACAGAAAUUAUUAUAUUCCGCUCUAAAGAAAAAGAUCCGGAUAGAGGACUUGUUGCAUUAUACUGUGGGUGGUGGGGAUACGACACCCAAUGACAAAAAUUUUACCUCAAAUCUAAUGAAUCUAGUCAUGCAAUUCCGUAAGGUCUGCAAUCAUCCUGAACUCUUCGAACGUCGAGACGCAAAGUCUCCACUUUUCAUAAGAACAGAAUACUACGAGAUGCCACGACUUUUGUACAACGAGGGACUCCUGCACCUUUCAUUACCAUCUAAGGAUCAUCUUCUCUACAAUAGAUUCUUUGUCUUUGCCACAGAACAUAUACACAGAUGUCUCCAUCGUCGCGAUGAUGAUUCUCUUGGUAGUUUCUUCUCCUUCUGCAGAUUAAUCGGCUUGUCUCCCAUGGAGCUAAAUAAGAUCUUUGUUGCUGGGAUAUUAUUCAGAUUAUGUCAUGCGACAUUUACCGAGAAGAGAUUAAAGAAAAAAUGUUAUUGGGAGGAUUGGUGGGUUAAUGAAAGAGUGUCACCGCCUAUUGAUCUAAUGUUAUUACAAACUAGAAGAAUCGAAGCAAAUAGUACAGUGACUAAUGAUUUGAUUUUCACGAAAAACAUCGUAGAAGGUGAGGCUAUCUACACUCAUAGCACUCAUACUAUUUGUUCGAUGCCGGAAACAGUAGCACACAGGAUAUUGCGCAGUAGCAAGCGCGCAGUCAAUCAGCUGAUCAAGCGACCAUUGCCAACUGUUAAAACAGAACAGGGUGAAGAACCCAAGAUUCCUUUGCUUCCGGAACAUCCUCACAUACCUAGAGCACCCUCGAUGCGGUAUUGUCAACGUACAACAAUUCCUGCAUUUCUCUGCGAUAACAAUCCUAAGGUACAGGCGAGUCCUAGAAAAUUAUAUGUGAGCAGCUCCGCAGCAUCCUGUGGCUGGAGAAGACACGAGGAGUGCGGAGGACCUUUCGGUCAAUGUGUACUCCGAUACGGUUGUGAAAGAGCUGUCCAGCUUCCUAGUGAACAUAGAAUGUCAUAUUUGCGACCUGAGCAGGCGAAUAACCUGACGUUCUCACACGACCCACCGGGAGGUCUCUCAGUAUCCUCUCCUAUAAAUGGAUGGUCUAACAUAAUUGUGCCAGACAAGCAGACCCUCGUCACGGAUGCAGGAAAACUCUCUGUCCUGGACAGCCUUCUACGUCGUCUCAAGGAGCAAGGGCACCGGGUCCUCAUUUAUUCACAGAUGACCAAAAUGAUCGACCUGCUGGAGGAAUAUAUGUAUCACAGAAAACAUACGUUUAUGAGACUGGAUGGGUCAUCCAAAAUUUCUGAUAGGAGGGACAUGGUGGCCGAUUUUCAAAAAAGGGCGGACAUAUUUGUCUUUCUGCUAAGCACAAGAGCCGGUGGCCUGGGAAUCAACCUUACGGCUGCUGACACGGUAAUAUUUUAUGACAGCGAUUGGAAUCCCACGGUGGAUCAGCAGGCUAUGGACAGAGCACACAGACUUGGUCAAACGAAGCAGGUUACGGUCUACCGAUUAAUUUGCAAGGGCACCAUCGAGGAGAGGAUAUUGCAGAGGGCACGUGAAAAAAGCGAGAUACAACGUAUGGUAAUAAGUGGUGGAAACUUUAAGCCGGAUACUCUGAAGCCUAAGGAAGUGGUAUCGCUCUUAUUGGACGACGAGGAGAUCGAAGCUAAAUACAGCCAACGGAGCGAGGAGAGAAAGCAGCACAUUGAGGAGACUCGGCUGGAGUCGAGCCUUCAGUAUAAGGAGAGGGACCGGAAGAGGAAGCUAACCACGCUUCCGGUCAAGGUUGAGGCUAAGCGACCUUGUCUGGAGGAUAACCUCGGUGAGGAUGUUCCUGAACUUUCACAGAGUAAUGUUCUUCCUAGCAAGGCUACAACGAAUCAGGUUCAGCAUGAUGUUCUGGAUGACAGUGCGCCAGCCAGUCCUGCUAGGUCCGAGGACGAGACUAGCAACGAGGGUCUCGUUGUAGACGUGGAUGGUCCCGUACCAACUCCUGGUGAUACAAAAUCCUCAAGAAUUGCACAAUUUGGAGAACCUCCAAAGGUCGCGAAGCUAGGUCAUUUCACAUUUGGCCCAGGAGGUGGGGUGAGGAUGAGACCUAGUAUUCGAGGAAGCAGUAAGCGAGGAAGACCCAGAGGUUCCAGAAGAGGUGGUCCCAUAGGUGGCAAAGGUCGAGGCUUACACUUACUUCAUCCACCAUCCAAAGGGACAGCUUCCCCAGGUCCACCAUCUCCAUCCUCGGUCAGUGAUCCGCAGUCCUCCCCACAGGGAAGACCAGGAGGAUCUGGACCAGCAGACGGCGAUGGUCCAAGUACAGUGGGUCCCCCCCUGGGUCCACUAGGAUCACUGGGACCACUUCCAGGACGCGGCGGAGCACCUGCGAUACGCAGAGGGCCAGGACGACCACGACUCCGACCCACGGGACCUGGAAAUCAAGGCUAUCGUGGACCUGGACACAACCCUAAGAAGGUCCAGAGACCUUUGCCGGUUCCCAUUAGAUCACAUCAUCAGAUCCCCGCAGCUUCCGGGAAGGGCCUAACGGCUCAGUCGACCGCUGCAUCAGCUGCACCUUCGUCACUUCCAUCCUCAUCCUCUUCGACCUCGUCCUCGUCCUCCCAGAACUCUGAGUCAAGACCCUUUGGAUUUUACACGCAACAGACGCCACCGCGAGGUUCCUAAGAGAGGACCCAGUGCGGACUCCAAUUUUGUGAGUCCCGAUGCAAUCCACUAUUCUUUCUCUUGAUGUUUUUGUUGUUAUUAUUAUUAUUGAUAAUCCCAAUUAUUUAAGACGGUCGCAAUGGACCCCUUUCUGGGAGCGGGAUAAAUGUCUUUUUUUUUACAAGAAUCCCAAGGAAUAUUAUGCUGAAAGAGAACAAAGAGAAAUAGAUGUUAUUGUGUCCAUAGAGGUUACGUAAACCUUUUCUUCCUCUUUCGUCCGCUGGAAAAUCGACACCAACUCGAUCUACGUCAUGAGAUCAACGCGAUUUUAUUUUAGAGAUUUGGAAAAUCUUCGAUUCUCCCCUUUCCUUUCCCCUUCGACGCAUCACCCAGUUGCCAACUCUCUCUCUCUCUCUCUCUUUCUCCUGCUGUCUCCCAACUUCACGGCAUUUUUUUUACUGCACGCACGUGGCAAAAAGGCAGAAUGAGUCUGCGGACGAUAUCCGGAAAUCAGAAGAUAGGAUGAUAGAUAAAAGAAAUUAAGUAUAUACAUAGGUAUAAAUAUAUAUAUAUAUAUAUACAUAUAUAUUUGAAUAUAUAUAUAGUAUAAAAUUAAGUGAUUUUCUCCAACACGUACAAAACGACUCGAUACGCCGUUUCUACGCUUAGCGAUAUUUCUGUAAGUGGAAGGAAAAAGAAAAACUUGUCCGUUAUUUUGUAUUGCACGAUAGAAGAAAGAAAAUGUAAUAAACGAGAUAAAUGAGUGAAUCAAUAACGAAGAAAAAAAAAAGAAGAAGAAGAAGAGGGAGAUAAAUACGAAUCUAUUAAUAAGAAGAAAUAAUGAAUAGCGGUGACGCUCUAUCAAUUUGUAGAAGAAUGGUAUUUAUUAUAAAUAAAUAGACGCCAGACUUGGAUAUCCAAGAAAAUCAAAAA
Cephus cinctus (wheat stem sawfly) is the source of this 6187-nucleotide messenger RNA. RefSeq names its product putative DNA helicase Ino80 (gene Ino80). The transcript is spliced from 27 exons. Gene Ontology annotation, cellular component: Ino80 complex. Lineage: Eukaryota; Metazoa; Arthropoda; Insecta; Hymenoptera; Cephidae. Bases 440 to 5275 code for a protein of 1611 amino acids. Gene Ontology annotation, molecular function: ATP-dependent chromatin remodeler activity; DNA binding; ATP binding. The record is from RefSeq and is a predicted model, not a curated record. Gene Ontology annotation, biological process: DNA repair.